Messenger RNA from Tachysurus vachellii, 3396 nucleotides. It is a transcript of the gene ankrd40, whose product is annotated as ankyrin repeat domain 40. Bases 347 to 1501 code for a protein of 384 amino acids. NCBI's taxonomy places the organism in Eukaryota, Metazoa, Chordata, Actinopteri, Siluriformes, Bagridae. The record is from RefSeq and is a predicted model, not a curated record. Gene Ontology annotation, molecular function: protein binding. The transcript has 5 exons.
UGACCCCCAUGAUAAAAUGAGUGCUUACUCCUGAUAGAGGACUUCUUUCGUCGGCGAAGUAGUACUUUUAAAUCUUUAGCUAUCUCAAGUGAAAUGAGAUAAACGUUUUACUGAAAUUUAGAGAUUAGCCUUGCUGGACCAUUUUAAAGAACACGUGUAGGAUUUGUUUUUAGCAUUAUUGCUAUCUGCUAGCCAUAAAAAAACAACAACAGCGACAGCAUCGCGCUGUAAUCGGAUGACGGCGAGCAUCUUGUUUGGCUGCUGUUUGGGAAUAACAUCUUCUGCAAAGAGAGGAUUUUAAGUCAGCUGUUCGUAUGAAAGUUAAGUGCUGACUCUGAGUUGAAUUAUGUCCACGUUGUCUUUGGAUAAAGAACUGCAAGAGCGCUUAAGAGAGGCGAGUGCUAUUGGAGACCUUGACGAAGUGCGGACUUUAGUCGAGAGCGGAGUGAACAUCAACUCACAAAAUGAAAUCAACGGAUGGACAUGUUUACACUGGGCCUGCAAGAGAAACCACAAACACGUAGUGGCAUAUCUUCUGAAUGCUGGAGCCGACAAAGAAAUUCUCACUGCUAAAGAGGAGUUGGCUGUGCAGUUGACCUCCAAACCCGAGAUCAGAAGACUACUCGGAGUGGAGGAAGAGGAGAUUGAACCUGAAAUAAAGGAAGCAGAGCUGCCGAUUAUUCCAAACUAUAUGACUAACCCACCCUUCUUGUAUUGCAAGAAGGAUAAGAGCGACCUGAGUAUAGCACGACACGUUUCCCAGAAUGGCACCAGUGACCAUUUGGAUGAUGUGGUCUCAGGCCCGGCCACAUUAUCCCCCAUACAGGAACAGCAGCAGCGCUUGUACUCGGACAGCCAAAGCCAACCGGCCUUGUCCUACGUCUCCAUGGUAGAGCCGAGCAGCGUUGUGACAAACCAGGUGACUAAUGGGACUAUGUCCAUGGAGGUCUCCCCGGAAGUGCAUCACAGCAACCACAAUGAUUACGUUCACAAUCACAGCAUUGCGCCGAACAGCCCUGUUUGUCCCCAGCUCCCUUCAGCAAGCACAGGCUCCAAUCCCACCAUUACCCGGCAACAGUCUGUGACUCAUCAGCUGAACGGCUCUCAGCCCGGUGGCUCUAUGCCUGCCUUCCAGCCCUUCUUCUUCACCAGCACCUUCCCUGUAAACGUACGGGAACUUGUUCUGAAGGUGCGCAUCCAGAACCCACAUGCUAGAGAAAACGAUUUCAUCGAGGUUGAGCUGGACAGACAGGAGCUGACGUACCGGGCUUUGCUACGGGUCUGCUGCCGUGAGCUGGACAUUAGUGCUGAACAUGUAGAGAAAAUCCGCAAGCUCCCCAACACUAUGCUCAGAAAGGACAAAGAUGUGGCUCGGCUUCAGGACUUCCAGGAACUGGAGGUGGUGUUGGAGAAGGCGGAGAGCUUGUCUUUGUUUUCUGGCCCAGGAGGGCUGAACGACAGGCCUUGCUAUAACAUGAAGGCCUCGAGGCUCACCUACUAGCUCCUGCCUCCAGCGCCAGCACAGGGUGGAUUGACUCACUACCCCGUCUGGGACUGUAGUUCCAAAUGCCUAAAUUCCAUACCUAGAUCCAUACCAACACAUCAGAUGCCAUUCUUCCAUUAUCUUUCUCUGUCCUUAUAUAAUGUUAGUCAUAUACCUUUUCUCCCAAGCCCAUUGUAUUAACCCUUGCAUGGUCCCUACAGUCAUCUGCAGAACGAUGUGAGGCCCACCUGUAAUCCUUGUUAGUUUUGUCACAAAUAUUUGGGUUUAAACAUCUUUUCACCAUGACAUCAUCUUUUAAGAGCCACCGUUUUUUGAAUAUUCAAACGUUUCUUGCCCGGCGUUGAGCCGUAUUUCCAAAUGUGUCACCUCCCACGCUGCUGACCUAUAUGAAGUUUUCAGAUCUGCCUUGCUGCUGUGUUUGCUUAUGAGGCCACUGUGUGGUUUUGAACACAGCUCACCGGGACAGUUGUGACUUGUACCAGCACUUCUCUUUGUCAGUUAUGGUCAUUACACACACACACACACACACAAACACACACACACGCACACACACACACGCGUGCAUUCCUUUCCCAUUAAUGCCUCUUUUAAUUUGCACUGGCAAAGCACACAGCAAAAUGAUCGCUCGAUCGCUAACAUUCUCUUUAAAGUGUGUUAGGUUUUUUUUAGUUCCACUUGGGAAAGCCUUUAUAGUUUCAUGUACUAGAAUACAGCAGCUUCAGGACUGAGAAAAGAGAAGUGUUUUUCAUGUUCGGUGUAUGUGUCUUUGCCAGAUAAUCCCCAGUGCACUUUAAAAAAAAAAAUACGACAAAUAGGAGGUCCUUAAACAUAUGGGGCGUUUCUAAUUUUAUUAUUAUUAUUAUUUUUAUUCUUUUUUUUUAAUUUAUCAAUGGUGUAUUUGCUGCUCCUUCAGUCACUCCAAACCAAAAACUAAAACUGUUGGUCUAACUAUCCUCAUGAUCUUGUAUCAAGGCCUAAUAAUCAUUUUCAUUCUGCACUGAAUAAUGUAGCAAGGACGGCUGUUAUUUAAUUUAUAUAUAUAAGGAAUGAAAGCUUCAAGAACAGGGUUUCAUGAACGUGAGCUUCCAUAACCACUUUAUACUUUGAGGUUUAAUAGUUCUAAUAAGAGGGACAAAGUUUUUCUAAUAGAUAUGUUUUCUCUGGACCUUAACGGAGCACAGAUUUUAUAUUUAGGAAGCAAGAUUCAUGGUGGAUUUGUCAGUUUAGCAGCAGUGCCGUUCAACAUUUCCAUAAAGGUCUAUAUUGCAAUUCUAUUUCCUGAGAUAAAUCUUGCAAUACUUUUUGUCAUUUUUAUCCAAAUAAAAUUUGUAUUUAGCCCAAGAGACACCUUACAUGGAGACAAGGGGAUGUUUCACUGUUUCACUCAGUAAGCAAGUGUAAAUGUAGGAUAUUCAACAGUAGGCAUAUCUGUAUAAAUGGAGAAGGCAUGGCUAUGUUAUUUUUUUGUUUGUUUAGUUUUAAAUACACUAAUUAGAAAAUCUUUUGAGUUUAGAAGUUUGUCUAACAAUGUCCUAAUAUAAGAACUUCAAAAAACUUAAAAUGCAGAAAAGGUUAACUUUUAAAUGAAGUCCCUCAAUAUAUUGUAUUGCUAUGUAGUAUGGAUUUAUUUUAGAUAUUAUUUUAGUCAUUUGACUGGAGGAAGGAGGAUAGCGAGCACACUACAGCUGAAAUGGAGCCAAGCAUUUGUCUGUCUGUCUGUCCGUGUGUCUGUGUAUCAGUUCUGUUCUGUAUCCUUGUGAAUUCAAAUGGUGUCUAUUCAAAGGGGUUGAAAGUUUGGUUGAGAAAGCUGCAAUGUUUCUGACUGAUGUCUGUGUACUAACUGGUCAUGUUUGGGAUGAUGAAUACAGUUUGACUUAACCUAUGCAUCUACA